AUUUGUUAGACCCAACCAAAGCCAAUAUGAAAAUUAAAGUUGAUAAACACAAAUCUGCUUAUGUCCAUGAUCUCACCGAAAGAUAUAUUGGCUCUGAUCUUGAUGUGUACGAUAUCAUGAGAAUCGGAAACAACAACAGAAAAGUCGCCAGCACAUCGAUGAACGACCAGUCUUCUCGAUCUCACUCCAUCUUCGUGAUGACUGUCCACCAGAAUAACUUAGACGACCAGACCAGCAAAACUGGAAUUCUGUAUUUGGUUGAUUUGGCUGGGUCUGAGAAAGUUGGUAAAACAGGAGCUUCAGGCCACACACUCGACGAAGCCAAGGGUAUCAACAAAAGCUUGUCAACUCUAGGCAAAGUCAUCAAUGCUCUGACAGAUGGCAAGUCCAAACACAUUCCAUAUCGUGAGUCGAAGCUGACUCGCAUUCUGUCAGAAUCGUUGGGAGGUAACGCUCGGACGGCUCUGAUCAUCACUUGUUCUCCAUCAGUGUACAAUGACAUGGAAACAAUAUCGACACUGCGCUUCGGAACCACAGCCAGAAACAUCAAGAACAAGCCCAAAGUCAACAAAGAGCUAACUGUCGCAGAAAUGAAGAAGCUGCUGUCGAAGUCUGAGAAAAUCAUUGAGGUCAGAAACUACAGAGUCAAAGUGCUUGAAGGGUGAAUCACAGAGUUAGGUGGAGAAGUCCCUGAAGACGAGUACAAAGAUCUUCAGCUUUCCUCAAAGCCAGCGCCGGCCAAAGAAGAAGUCAAAGAGCCAGCACCUUCGAAAGAACCCGAACAAGAUGAUGACGAUGAUGAGCAAGAUGAAGAAGAGAAGAAGGCCAUUGAUGACGAGCUCCAAGCCAAACUCAAGAGACUCCAAGACAAACUCAACAUUGAGACUGACAAGUACUGCAACUUGACCGAAGAGUUCGAAGUCUCACAGAACAAACUUGCAGCUUCUCAAGAGAAAUGUGACAAGCUUCAGGUUCAAGGCCAGAAACUCGAAGAAGAAAUUGAAGAAAAAUAAUGACUUGGUCCAGACUCAGAAGCAGAAGCUGCUGUUGCUUGAAGAAGAACUCAGAAAUGUCGUUGAGAGCAACGAGAAACUGUCUAAGAAACUGGAUAGAAUAGAAGAAAUGGGAGGCAUCUAUCUCCCAGAAAUGGAAGACGGUGACUCGGCUCAUGACAAAAAGAGGACUGCUCAAGAAGCCAUGCAGAAAGAACUCAUCAGGGUUUCACAGAAACUCAAACGCAUUUCUGAACUAGGAGGACUCAGCGAUGAAGUGAAACAGAUCUUAGACAUUGAAGUCAGACACACUGAUGAAGAGUCUAAGGAAGACCCAGACACCGAUGAAAUGUUCAAAGAUAGCCUUCUGGACAUGCAUGCAGACCUCUCCAAGUUCAAAGACAAGUCACUGUCGAUAUUCUUGGAUGAAGAAGACACCAACAAGUUGAUCAAGUCACAGAUCGAGCUGAGAGAACAACAGAAGCUUGAUGAGAGACAGAAACACGAGUUCCUGGCUCAGAUAGACUCAUUGAGCGAAGAACUUGAAAAUGCAGCCAAAGAGUCGAACCCCAACAUCCAGGCCAUUACCAAGAAACUGGCUGACGAGCAGAUCAUGAAGGCAGAAAACAGAUGGGCAGAAGAGAAAGUCCAGAUUUUGAGAGACCUUGAGAACAGAGUUAGCAAAGUGGUUCAGCUUGAAAUUUCUUUAGAUGAAGCCAAUGAAAAAUAUAGGAGACUUGAGAACACUAUCAACCAAGGCGAUGUCCCUCUCCGUAAGAAAAUCAACAAACUUGAAAACCAAGCUGAACAAAUUACUAUAAUGUACCACCAAGUGGUUUCCGAGAAAAGUGUACUUAAAGUUGACCUUCAAGUCUAUGAAAAGAAACUCAAGAGAAAGGAUGAGAAAAUCGCCAGUCUCGAGAAAGCUCUUAACAAACUUAAAGAAGGGAAUGUAGCUCUCAAGAAGAUCCUCAGAGGUCUCAAAUCUCUGAAGAUGAAAGCCAAUGACGAGAACAGAAUUUUAGAAGGAAACAAUGUAACCGGGAUUCCAUCAUCCGGAAGAGUCGUGAAGCCAUUAAGAGGAGGAAGGAAAGACAAGCCUGCACGGAUCAUGUCAAGUAUCCAAUCCUAACCCAAACUCCAGCCUUACUCAAUCUCUCC
Molecule: messenger RNA, 2153 nt
Organism: Moneuplotes crassus
Lineage: Eukaryota; Ciliophora; Spirotrichea; Euplotida; Euplotidae
Source: the annotation of a GenBank genome assembly